Fonsecaea multimorphosa CBS 102226 is the source of this 2271-nucleotide messenger RNA. RefSeq lists its product as uncharacterized. The transcript has a single exon. The record is from RefSeq and is a predicted model, not a curated record. Lineage: Eukaryota; Fungi; Ascomycota; Eurotiomycetes; Chaetothyriales; Herpotrichiellaceae. Bases 1 to 2271 code for a protein of 756 amino acids.
AUGGCUGUCACGUUCCUCGAAGUCUUGCGUUGGAUCAUAGUUGGCAUUUUCGCUCCGACCCUAGUCUUCAGUGCCAUCUAUGUCAUUUGGCGGGCUGGCUUCACUGCUUCUUUAGCAUUUAUCAUUGGCCUCCGCUGGCUCAGAGGACCGGCUUUGUGGCUGACAGAUGCGUUCGCCUUCGUUCCGUCAAAAGUCACAAGCAGUAUCCGAUCCUUAAUCCGUCGCAAACCACCGAAGAAUCUCAAGAGACGACAUUUUCUGACCCGGUUUCCAAAGCAAGACGAGUUUCCUUCGACGAUCCUAAACGAUAAACAGACCAACCUCGAAAACCUUUUCGCUUCAUAUGGUCGUUACCUCAACCUGCACGCAGAUGUUGCUGAAACCAAUGCGACGCUAUUUCGCAUCCGGAAGUGGCUGCGUACCUGCGAAUGGUAUCACAAAAGCGACGACAACAAACUCCCACAAUGCACACCGCUACAUGGAAGCGAUCACGGCGCCCCAGUCUGGCUCAUUGACAUUGAGCAGUGCUGUCUAGUUCCUUACGAGCACUCGUUUCGGUACAUCGCUCUGAGUUAUGUGUGGGGCAAGAUCGAAACUGCAAAGACGUUGCGAUCCAACCUUGAUGCCCUGCAGCAGCCCCGGUCUCUCCUUGGACCAACCUCAGUUGUGCAAUUGCCCACUACUGUUCGAGACGCUGUCUUCUUGACAGGAUACCUCGGACUUCGUUAUCUGUGGUGUGAUCGACUUUGCAUCGUACAGGAUGAUCCAACCUCGAAGCAUUCGCAGGUGCGACAGAUGGCUGAGAUCUACGCUCGGGCUUACUGCACCAUUGUUGCCUUGGACAACUCAAGUGCCGAGUCGGGCUUGCAUGGAAUCCCAAACAUCUGCGCUAGUCAUCGACACAGAGAGAACGGAGAUAUGGACCUGGAGAAAGCUGUUUGGCCAUCGAGAGCCUGGACCUGGCAGGAAGAGUUGUUCUCUGUCAGGAUCAUCUGGAUGUCUGCCAGCCAGGUUAGCUGGCAGUGUUCAUGUAUGCCGUCCUCGGCUUGCAACAGGGGAAAGCACGGUCAGCAUCACAAUGCCCAAAAGCGAACCCUUCCCGACAUCUCGGACGAAGGCACAUCCGUUCAGAUUGGAGGCAUGCUGUGCCCGCAACGCCCGUCGCUGAAGUUUUACACCACAUUGGUACAAGACUAUAGCCAGCGACACGUCCAUGAGAAUCAUCCAGAAGACAUCUUCCAUGCCUUUUCCAGUAUUCAAGUCGUCCUUUCCAGAACCUACCCGGGUGAUUUCAUUCAAUGUAUACCUGCAUGUUUCUUCGCCCCAUGCUUGCUGUGGAGCCCACGACAGGACGGUCUCUGCAGGCGGAUGAUCAAGGACGAGGUGGGUAGCGUAAUGUCCGCAAGUUGGUCAUGGGUUGACUGGUCGGGUCCAGUCGAUUUCCAGCGCAUGACGGCUGAUCCAUACAUGGAGUUAUGCCAGUGUGUUGUCUCUUGGUCUGUCAGUGAAUCAAUCACUCCAGAGAGUGUGACUGUCGUAAGGGCAGCGGCAGAAGCUUGGAAAGACCACAAAGAGUUUACUGCGUUCGAGAAUGGGAUGAAGUCCGUGGCGUACGCACCACAGCCAUGUCUUCCACCAGCCGCUAUUGACAAUCCCGUGCAAGGAACAACAUUUUGUGAGCCGCGUUCGACCUCUGGGGACUGCGAGACGGCAGCGCCAAUUUCACAUCUAGGGACUCACGGCGUCUUCCUACAUGGUCGUGUGUUGUAUGGACAAUUUCGGGUCGACGAAAAGGACUAUAUCACUGGCCAGGGCAUCCGUCUGGAGUCCUGUACGACAGGCAAAUUCGCUGGCGUGCUCGGACGCUGUAGUCCACGUCUUGGCGCCAACAAAGUCAUCAACUUCAUUGCGAUUUCGCGUGGUGAGAUGAAGAUCAAGCAUCAACGGUUCGUGGAGACAACGCCUUCAGAAGCUCCAGCUGUUCUUCAGAAUCGAUAUGGACAAACCUUCGAAUAUCGCAAGGAAGACCUCCCAGAAGAAUAUCACGUCUCUGCAAAGAUAAGUACGGGAGCUUGUGGUCAUGCAUCAUGCACUCGACUCGAGGGAUUGGAGCUUGAUCGUCUGUAUAGUCCGAAGGAGGUCUAUGAGUUUUAUGAUGCCAUGUGGGUAGACUGGGAAAAUGGCGUCGCUUACAGGCGAGGCCUUGCACGGAUCGCCAAGGACGUCUGGGAGCUCGAAACAUUGGGCUGGAUAGAUGUCACGCUGGGAUAG